AUGCCGUUUGAAUAUGAGAAGAUUAUGUGUGCGUUUAGUCGUCUUAUGUUGCAAGGGAAGGUUCAUCAAGCCGUCCGUUUGAUUUCUAUCGCUGACAAACGUGGCCUUCUUUCACUUGAUGCUUUAAUACCUGAUGUAGAUAGCAAUGGCAAUGCUAUCUGGAAAACUACGAGAGAGAUAUUGCUGGAGAAACAUCCCGAAGGAAAAACACUGUUACCAGAAAUGCUUCUAUCGGAUACCGAGUUUAAGGAAAAAUGUUUUGAUCCCAUCAUAUUUGAACGAUUAAGUGGUGAAAGCAUCAAGCAAGCAGCAAUGAGGACCAACGGCGCUGCUGGUCCAUCUGGUGUUGAUGCAUUUGGUUGGCGACGGUUUUCUUCAUCUUUCAAAAGUGCAUCAACUGACUUAUGUAAUGCUCUUGCUUCUGUGGCUAGACGAUUGUGUACCACACGUGUUGAUUCAGAUAGUGUAACGGCUUACGUCGCAUGUCGUUUAAUUCCUUUAAAUAAAGAACCAGGAGUUAGACCCAUUGGCAUCGGUGAAGUUCCAAGACGAAUUAUCGCAAAGGCUAUUCUUAAAGUAGUUGGUGAUGACGUCAAGUUAGCGGCUGGAACCCUUCAAACGUGCGCUGGCCACGAAGCAGGAUGCGAAGCUGCCAUACAUGCAAUGAAGGAAAUCGAAUCAAUGGAUCAAACAGAAGCUAUGUUAUUGGUUGAUGCGACAAAUGUGUUUAAUACUUUAAAUCGGAAAGCUGCCCUUCAUAACAUUGGAGUUAUCUGUCCAGCUAUAUCUACCAUUCUUAAUAACACUUACUCAAAACCAGUGAGAUUAUUUGUUACAGGUGGUGAUGAAAUAUUAUCGUUGGAGGGAACAACACAGGGAGAUCCACUAUCAAUGGCCAUGUACGCCCUCGCCAUAACACCUCUAAUUAAAAGUUUAAGUCAAGAAGUACCCAAGUAUGGUUUGCAGAACUCCACAUCUGCGGGGAAGCUCAGCGCCCUAAAAAGAUGGUGGCAACAUCUAACAGCAGUAGGACCUGGAUAUGGCUAUUACCCAAACCCAAGCAAAACCACCUUGGUAGUUAAAGCCGAAUAUGUUCAUCACGCCACUGCUCUUUUCCAAGAUACCGGUAUUCGUAUAACAACCGCUGGUCAUAUUCUUGGCACAGCCGUCUGUACACCCAGAUUAUGUUGCAGCUAAAGUAGAGAUCUGGAAAGAGGAAAUAGAAGCUUUGGUUAAGAUGGCAGAAAUAUAUCCCCAUGCAGCCUUUAUUCAUUCUAUAAAGGGAAAGUGGCAAUUUAUCAUGCGGACAGUGGAUAAUGUUGGAAAGUUAUUCCCACCAAUUGAAUAUAUUAUAACAGAGAAGCUUAUUCCUGCACUGACGGGCAGAAGUCAUUGUUCCAUUGAAGAAAGUUGCUGUCGCUGCCAACAAGAUAUGGAGGUCUGA
Molecule: messenger RNA, 1444 nt
Organism: Paramuricea clavata
Lineage: Eukaryota; Metazoa; Cnidaria; Anthozoa; Malacalcyonacea; Plexauridae
Source: the annotation of a GenBank genome assembly